Molecule: messenger RNA, 717 nt
Organism: Besnoitia besnoiti
Lineage: Eukaryota; Apicomplexa; Conoidasida; Eucoccidiorida; Sarcocystidae
Exons: 1
Coding region: 1-717 (238 amino acids)
Source: RefSeq, a predicted model, not a curated record
AUGAGAAAAGAUGACUCGAAGGGAUUUGUGUUCACUCUCUUUCCAAAGGAUUCCAGUAUUUCCGUCAGUUGUGGACCCACCCAGCCCGUCCUUAAGCCCGAACAAUCAGACAAGCACUUCUACAGGACUGAACAGUGCCAAGAAGAAAGCAAAGGGUCGUUCCACUCUGUACGCGUAGGCGCCACUCUAAGCGACAAACAGAGUUCGUCCACAACGGCCUUCACGCUGAACAUGCCGACGGGAAACCGUAAUAAAGCGGAACUCUGUUACAGCUGCGAAACAACCGCAACAGUUUCACCAGCGCCACCGGGCCCACCAGGCACUCAAGGCCCAUCAGGCAACCAACGCCCGCAAGGUCGGGGUGAUCCAAAAAUCAGCAAAUGCAUUGUCAAGAUUAGAAAGAAGCAGGGAGGAAGCCACCAGAACCCCGAUCCUCAAGAAGAAAAUGGAGAUGGUCUGAAAGUUAGCGAGUGCACAGACGACACUGUGACAUCGACGGCUUCGACAGGCACGCCGCUCGUUUUAAAAUGUGAAGCCGGAAUGUCACUGCUGCCUUUGACACCUGACCGAGAUUUUGAUGCCAGAACUGGAGACUGUGGAUAUAAGGUUGCCCAGACAAGCCUCGUGGGUGCGGAGUUGCAACCGUCCCAGGACACAGAAAAAGAAAAGGAUGUGUAUACUCUCAAGAUCAACAAAGACCCUGAGCACGACACAUGA